Dunckerocampus dactyliophorus (ringed pipefish) is the source of this 1595-nucleotide messenger RNA. It is a transcript of the gene ccndbp1, whose product is annotated as cyclin D-type binding-protein 1. The transcript has 11 exons. Gene Ontology annotation, biological process: regulation of cell cycle. Gene Ontology annotation, cellular component: nucleus. Bases 104 to 1138 code for a protein of 344 amino acids. The record is from RefSeq and is a predicted model, not a curated record. Lineage: Eukaryota; Metazoa; Chordata; Actinopteri; Syngnathiformes; Syngnathidae.
CGUUACCUCACCCUCAGUCGUCCCCUGGUAAACAUGCAGCACGUCUUUAGUUCCACAACAGGCACACUCUGGUCUGAGUGGUGGAACUGGAAACUUUGUCAACAUGAGCGUAGACAACUCCACUGAAGAUGUUUGUGUGGCAUUGCGCAACCUGCUUAACACCAUCCAGUGCAUCACAGCUCGGGUGAAAGAUGGAGAGGCCAAUGAGUCUGACGGAGACUUCAACCUCUCCUCCUUUUGGGACACUUUGAACCAGGCGGUGAAGGUGGUGUCUCAGGAAGCCACCAAAGUCAGCCUGGCCUUCUCCAAGCCGCCGCUGCCGUCACCACAGGAUGGAGAGAGGCUGGCCGAGUCCAUCCUUAAGAGUGUUCUGAGCCUUUCCACAGUUUAUUACUGGCUUCCUAAGAGCCAAGGCGUAAAUCUGCGGAAGCAAGUCCGAGACGCCACUGUCGAUGUCCUGGAGGGGACCGCACAGCUGCUAGAGGUCAUCCUAAGCUCACCGCUACAGAGUCUGACCCAGGAGCAGUUGACCUCCACAGGAAGUGUGUGGUCAGCUUGUGAUCACUUUUCCCUGUUGCCUCAAGACAAUAAGGCGGCGGUGCUGGUGGUUCUCUCCAGUCAGAGCGGCGUUGUGAAAGACGCCAUCGAGGAGGUUGAACAGGCGCUUUCCGAGGCACACGACCCGUUCGGCGACGUCCUCGAUGAUGAGGAAGAAGGGGAGCAGCCUCGAGGUAACCGGGACACCUAUUGGUCAGAAAAGGACCGGCGUGUGAUUGGAGCGUGCCAGGGGAUGAUGAAGGCAUCUGCGGCGUGCCUGAGGAAGCUGACGUCAGCCGUGAAGGGGAACGGCGACACCGGCACGCCCCAGAAGGUGGCCCAGCUUGACGACCUGGCGGACAUCGUGAAACAAAUCAGCCCUGAAGUUGAUGACCUGGCUCUCUGUCUUUACCCCCCUGUGGACUACAACGGUGUUGAAAACAAUGUGUCUAAACUGGCGGCAUUGUUGAAGAACAUUUUGGCUAUCAUCAGGUCGAGUCACGUCUGCGGCGAAUCUGAGCUGACCUGGAUUCAUUUCUUAGAUGGAGCUGUCGAUCACAACCUGCAAAAAGCCAAAGAGCUCAUUCAGCUGGACAGCUAGUGUGUGUGUGUGUGUGUGUGUGUGUGUGUGUGUGUGUGUGCGCGUGCGUGCGUAUUUGGUUCCAUGGCAGUGCAGUGCAUUGGCACGAACAUGCAUGUGCAACAAGGACUUGUGUGUGUAGAAUGGUCAUGUGACCAGUCUACACACACCUCCAUGCAACAAAGCUCACGUUAUUAUUACACGACAUUAUUCCAUAUUAAAUAUUACAUACUCCCUGAAAUCGAUUGUUCUUCAGUUGCUCCAUGGAUGCAGGAUUGCAGCUGACUCCUGCACACAACCAUCAAAUCAUGAAUAAAAAUGUUAUGACCAUAAUUGAUGUACAGGAUUUUGGUAAACAAAUUACAGCAGAACCUUCCAAGUCAAACAACCUGAAAGUCGGAAUAGUUUGGAUUUGGAGUUGAGGCACAGUUUUCGUAAGCCAAAUGAACCUUUGGAAUUCAGACCAUGAUCACGCGAG